GCGGGCGCCGAGCCGGGUGCGUUUUGCUACAGAGCCGUAAAGGCGCGCGGGAACAUGGGGCUGUAUGCUGCAGCUGCAGGCGUGCUGGCCGGCGUGGAGAGCCGCCAGGGCUCUAUCAAGGGGUUGGUGUACUCCAGCAACUUCCAGAACGUGAAGCAGCUGUACGCGCUGGUGUGCGAAACGCAGCGCUACUCCGCCGUGCUGGAUGCUGUGAUCGCCAGCGCCGGCCUCCUCCGUGCGGAGAAGAAGCUGCGGCCGCACCUGGCCAAGGUGCUAGUGUAUGAGUUGUUGUUGGGAAAGGGCUUUCGAGGGGGUGGGGGCCGAUGGAAGGCUCUGUUGGGCCGGCACCAGGCGAGGCUCAAGGCUGAGUUGGCUCGGCUCAAGGUUCAUCGGGGUGUGAGCCGGAAUGAGGACCUGUUGGAAGUGGGAUCCAGGCCUGGUCCAGCCUCCCAGCUGCCUCGAUUUGUGCGUGUGAACACUCUCAAGACCUGCUCCGAUGAUGUAGUUGAUUAUUUCAAGAGACAAGGUUUCUCCUAUCAGGGUCGGGCUUCCAGCCUCGAUGACUUACGAGCCCUCAAGGGGAAGCAUUUUCUCCUGGACUCCUUGAUGCCGGAGCUGCUGGUGUUUCCCACCCAGACAGAUCUGCAUGAACACCCACUGUACCGGGCCGGACACCUCAUUCUGCAGGACAGGGCCAGCUGUCUCCCAGCCAUGCUGCUGGACCCCCCGCCAGGCUCCCAUGUCAUCGAUGCCUGUGCCGCCCCAGGCAAUAAGACCAGUCACUUGGCUGCUCUUCUGAAGAACCAAGGGAAGAUCUUUGCCUUUGACCUGGAUGCCAAGCGGCUGGCAUCCAUGGCCACGCUGCUGGCCCGGGCUGGCGUCUCUUGCUGUGAGCUGGCUGAGGAGGACUUCCUGGCGGUCUCCCCCUCGGAUCCGCGCUACCGUGAGGUCCACUACAUCCUGCUGGAUCCUUCCUGCAGUGGCUCGGGUAUGCCGAGCAGACAGCUGGAGGAGCCCGGGGCAGGGACACCUAGCCCGGUGCGUCUGCAUGCCCUGGCAGGGUUCCAGCAGCGAGCCCUGUGCCACGCGCUCACUUUCCCUUCCCUGCAGCGGCUCGUCUACUCCACGUGCUCCCUCUGCCAGGAGGAGAAUGAAGACGUGGUGCGAGAUGCGCUGCAGCAGAACCCGGGCGCCUUCAGGCUAGCUCCUGCCCUGCCUGCCUGGCCCCACCGAGGCCUGAGCAUGUUCCCGGGUGCCGAGCACUGCCUCCGGGCCUCCCCUGAGACCACGCUCAGCGGUGGCUUCUUCGUUGCUGUAAUUGAACGGGUCGAGCCUCACAGGCCAAAGCAUCAGCACCAGAACGCACACCCAGCCCAGCCCCAAAGAGAAAGAAGAGACAGCAAAGAGCUGCAGCCGGUGCUUGCACCCUGCCUUGCACAUAGCAGAGGCUCCAGGCUGACUCCUUCCUGGUGGGAAAGGAAGAUGCCUGUCUUCUCCGUGGAGGACCCUGGGCCCUCAUCGCAGGCAGCAGUAUGCAUUUUGAAAGGUUAUUGGGUCCCUUCCUCGGGCUGUGUUCUUGCUGGUGAGCAAAGUGUUGCCUGCAAAAAUAAAAUGCAGAACGUACUCUACGAUAGAUCACAGUUUUUUAUUCUUAAUGUCACAAGCAGGAGAAAAAUCUCACAUUCAUACUAAAAAUUCCAACUAGACUCAACAGGAAUGAAGUCUCUAUUUGUAAUGGAAAGUCCCAGCCUCCCGCUGCCGUCCAGUGCGUGUACUGUACACAUCCACACUCACACUCACUCAGGGUUCCCGGACUGGCUGUCCUGCCUGCGGAACUGAGGUAAACUAGCUCAGGUACUGACACUAGGAGGGUCUACCUUACGUAAGGUACAGGUAGAAGCUUGAUUGCUAGGCCCAGGCCCACCCUGACCCUCCAAUCCUAACAGGUAUUUAGGCUUGAGGUUCACUCCCUCCUCAGCUGCACACGCAGCCAGGUAUUAACGAGGAUCAGAGCUGUUCUGAGGGGUGGGAAGGAGCAGCCCCGCCACCACUCACUCACCCUCAGUCACAUCGGGGAGGGGGCACCAGUUACAUUUACAUCACAUUAUUUAUAAAAUAAGAAUUACAUUUCAUAUAACAUGGCCAGAAGGAGCUCUAGUCCCCCAGGAAAGCUGCCGGGGACAGCAUUUGAGCCUCUUCUUUGCACAGGCAUAACUUUACAGCUAAUUCCUAGUUAAUAGCAUUUAUACUUAACCACCUCAAUGAACCAAGCUUGAAGGAGUUUAAAAGGCAAUUUAGCUUAAAUACAAAAAUAAAUUUUUGUUAAAAAACGUUUAAAUAUUUUUUUAUUUUAAUUUAGACACACGCAUUCAUACUUCUCCCAAAGAGGCUGGGCGUGGCAGCAAGGCGCUUGGGCCUGGGGUAUGUGGUUUCAGAAGGACGGAAGGAAAGGAUGAGCUGCAGAGGGCCCUGUUUGGGAAAAAUAGGAUUUUAAAAAUAUGGUUCAUUAAUUUAGGUUUUCUAACAUCUACUUUGGGUGAUGUAGCCUCCAGUGAGGUCAGUUAAGUGGGACAGAAACAGCAGAGGGAAGAGGUCUUUGCUUCCCCUGGGCCCAUUCUCCCUGGCUGCCAGCCCUUGAAGUCAGAACACCAUGGGAAAAUUCAGGAGUCGGCACUUGUAGCCGUCAAGUGGUGCUACUUUCCACAUUCAAUUAGCGAGGCCCCAGAAAACUUGAAACAGGAAGUCCGGCACUACCAACAUGCCGCCACUCAUACAACUCAAUUCUUCCUCCAAACUCAAUUCAAAAAGCAAUACACAGAGCGUCAGACAAAGGAACACAGGACAAGGCUUGAAACAUACAAUCCUGGAGAGGCAGACAUGGGGCCAAAGGGUAGCUGGGCAAGGAGGCAGCUAAAGCAGCGGUGGGCAUCCUGCCUGCUCCAAGAGCUCCCUUCACCCCUGACUCUGCCAGGCUAACAGUCUUGAGCCACCAAGCUUUGAGGGGCCAAACUGGCAGAGGGUUGGAGAUGAAACAUUGAUUCAGGCUUGGCAGGAAGAAAACGGCAGGAGCAGCACCCAC
Molecule: messenger RNA, 3079 nt
Organism: Gorilla gorilla gorilla (western lowland gorilla)
Lineage: Eukaryota; Metazoa; Chordata; Mammalia; Primates; Hominidae
Gene: NSUN5
Product: NOP2/Sun RNA methyltransferase 5
Exons: 10
Coding region: 55-1692 (545 amino acids)
Biological process (GO): rRNA base methylation
Cellular component (GO): nucleolus
Molecular function (GO): RNA methyltransferase activity
Source: RefSeq, a predicted model, not a curated record